Molecule: messenger RNA, 3997 nt
Organism: Paramormyrops kingsleyae
Lineage: Eukaryota; Metazoa; Chordata; Actinopteri; Osteoglossiformes; Mormyridae
Source: RefSeq, a predicted model, not a curated record
UGAGCGCACGCAGGUUAACUGCAUUACAUAGCAACAGAAGGAAAACGUUGACGAAAUGCCACAAUUAAACCUUCAAUUUUCUAAGAAAGAAAAAAGAUUGCAGCUCCCCGGAUGCUGGUAACUCGGAAAAGUGCGGUCUGGGCUUUGACUACAGAAAUAUAUUAAGAAACGGGUAGCUGCUGUAUGCAUUUGCUCAUGGAAUAGCUUAAGGGAUAGUCUGUAAAAUCUUGGUUCCAGCAGCAUCGAAGAAAGUUAGAAAAAAAAACUGUGGAGAGGGAGUGAUCUCGACCAGGGUAGGAAGAUACACCCAAUAAGCACACAUUUCAAGAAAAGCGAACGCGAUUUCGUGAUCAUAUCGCCAACACAUAUUUGCCCAGAUGGAGUAUACGGUGACUGUGGCAACGGGAACCUCUGAAUAUUCUGGCACCAACAACUACGUGUAUGUGACCCUCGUGGGGGAGAAGGGUGAAAGUGAAAAGACAGUACUGGACAACCCUGGGCUGGACCUUUGCAGAGGAGCGGUGGACAAGUACAAGAUACGCAGUGCUGCCCCCCUUGGUCACAUUCUGCUGGUGCGACUGGAGAAGCAGCGCUACUGGGUAGAAGAUAACUGGUUCUGCCUCUAUGUAGCUGUGGAGCUCCCAGAUGGCGGCACUUUGACCUUUCCCUGUUAUCGCUGGUUGGUGGGAAAUAUGGAAAUGGAACUACGGGAGGGAACAGCAAAGAAGUUGAGUGAUGACUCCUCGCUUCUUCUGCUGGCUCACAGGAAGGCAGAGAUGCUGGAGAAGCAGAAAUUAUAUCGGUGGCAGGCAUGGGCGCCGGGUAUUCCAAAGUGCAUCGAUGCCAAAUCUGAGACUGACCUGCCACAGGAUGCCCGUUUCCACAAUGAGAAACGCAGUGACUUCGAGGGGUCACUGCAGUAUGCGUUGUUGGAGCUAUCGCUGAAGAAACUGGCAAUAAAAUUUGGAAAGUCAUGGGAUGAUCUGGACGAUUUUAAGCGCAUCUUCUGGAAACUCCGUAGUCCCAUAGCAGAGUAUACAAUGAAGCACUGGAAAGAAGACUCUUUUUUUGCGUACCAGUUUUUGAAUGGCUGCAACCCACGCAUGAUCCAACAAUGCCGCAAGAUUCCAGACAACUUCCCUGUUUCUGGGGACAUGGUGCGGGGUUCUCUGAGGCCAAAUACUACCUUGGAAAAGGAGAUGAAAGCUGGAAAUAUCUACGUAGUGGACUACGCUAUCCUGGAUGGAAUCCCAGCUAAUGUGAUCCGCGGUCAGCAACAGCAUCUGGCUGCACCCAUUUGUCUAUUGUACGACCACCCAGAAGACAGCUUGAUCCCGAUUGCGAUACAGCUGGGACAGACUCCUGGUCCAGACACACCGAUUUUCCUGCCCAGAGACCCACCGCUGGCCUGGGUUCUGGCCAAAAUCUGGGUCCGUCAUGCAGAGUUCCAGAUUUUCCAGGUGCUGUCCCAUCUGUUACGCACACACCUGGUGGUGGAGGUGUUCUGUGUGUCUACAUACCGUCAGCUGCCAUCUGUGCAUCCCAUUUACAAGCUGCUGGCACCACACCUCCGCUACACAUUGGAGAUCAAUUGCCGAGGACGCGGCCAGCUCAUCUCAUCUGAUGGGAUUUUCAAGAGGGUGGUGUCAACAGGGGGUGAUGGGGUGCUGAUGCUGGCCCAAAGAGAAUACAAGAUUUUGACAUACCAGUCCCUCCAGCCCCGUCUGGAUUUCAAAGAACGUGGUGUAACAAAACUGAGAAAUUACUUCUAUAGAGAGGACAGCAUAAUGAUCUGGGAUGUCAUCCAGAGUUUCACCUGGGAGAUGGUGUGCCUGUACUAUCACAGUGACAAAGAAGUGGUCCAGGACACUGAGCUUCAGGCCUGGAUCCAGGAUGCGGCCCAGGAGGGCUUUGUGGACGUCCCCAAGUUUGGUCUGUCCAGUGAGUUGAAGACCAGGAAGGAGCUGAGUACAUUGCUAUCUGUGGUGAUCUUCACUUGUACAGUACAGCACGCAGCUACCAACAAUGGCCAGUUUGACUGGUGUGCCUGGGUACCCAACACUCCCUGCACCAUGCGCCAACCUCCACCAAUUGAUAAAGAUACCGUCACGAUGGAGAUGAUAAUGGAUUCACUGCCAGACAUCAGCCAAUCAUGUGUGGAGAUGGCUAUCACAUGGCACCUGGGGCGUGCCCAGCCUGAUGCGAUCCCCAUGGCGCAAUACAAAGAGCAAUAUUUCACUGAACCUCAGGCUCUGGAGCUGAUCAACAGGCUGCAGCAAGAUCUUCAGGAUGUGGAGAAGCAGAUAGAGAACAAGAAUGAGGGUUUGGAGCUGCCAUACCUUCUUCUGUGCCCGAGUCGAAUAGAGAACAGUAUCACCAUAUAAAUCACAGGCACCAAAUUUAGGUAGCAGGAGAUGGGAUGUGCUGAUUUGCAUUUCAGCUUUUAACUUUAUUCAUUAACUGGCCAUGGAUUGUAACUUUAAUCAUCCAUCUAUCCAUCUUCAAACUGCUAUUUGUGGAAUAAUUUGUCAACAUGUAGCAGUCAUGCUGAAUUUACAGUACAUAUACAUGUAUAAUCUUAUAGAUGAAUAACAGUGCACAUUUUCAGAUGCAGGUUUAUUAAUCAAUGAAUGCUUGAGAAUCAAAUGGGCAAUAAGUUAGUGAUUAAUCUACCUUGUUUGGUAUAGUGUACUAGUGUACCCUGGUUCAAGCAGCACACUGCAACAGGAGCAAGGAAACAUCCUGGAAUUUUGGUUGUCAACUGGAUCAUUAUGAGAAUAUAAUGCUUAGCUGAAUGAUUCAGUUUAUGAUGGGAUGCACACAGUGCUGUUAAUAGCUAUGUGAUUGUAAAUUGUAUUUUUUCUAUUCUAUCUUUUAUGUCAUUUUAAGACUUUCUUAUUAUUGUUAAGGUAUUUUCCAGUAAAUUAAAGUUUUGCAGAUACAUUUGUUAGUAUGUCAUAUGUGUGGUUCUGUAGCAGUAAAUAACAUCACCCCAAAAAAUUCACAAACAUACCAAAACAAAAAGUGAAAAAUUUAGCUACUUGGACAUUGCCUGAUUCUGCUCAUUUAAUUUAUCCUCUGUGUCCAUGAAAAUAGCAUAGAUGUAUUCAAAGCCAUUAAGAAAGCAUGUUGGUUCAGUUAUUAAAAUAAAAUAUGGUAUGUCUAAAUUCCAGUUUGGGAUAUUCCAGGAAGUAGGCUAAGAAAUAUCUCUGUUUCAAAGGCAAAAAUGUGGUAUCCCACUUAUGACUGGAAGAGGGCGCUAUUGCACUGUAUUGUACUUGUAGAGCAAACUUGUCUUAGAAACAGAAUAUAAUACAACCAGUGGUGAGCAGAGGCGUCAGGGGGGCAUAGAUAUUCUGGGAGAUUCAGGGGGGCCGGCACUUUACAGGGCCUGAAAUUAUAGCGUCUCCCAUAGAGGAACCUCCCUGCACCAUUAAAAUUUAUUAUGGGAGGCCCAGUGUGGUCACAUUUUGUCAGGGGCUCAUAAUUUCUAGCUAUGCACCUGGUGUAUGUAUACAGUGCUGGAUCUUGUCUUGUCGGAUUUAAGGAACCCCUGUUUAUAUGAACUUUAUCUUUGUUCACGUAUAUUUAGGCCAGAGUACCUUAAAUCUGGCACGUUAUCCAGCUAAGCAAGAAAUUCUGCUUUGUGAUACAGGCCCCAGUUCAAUAAUUUAAAAGAUUUGUUGAAAAAGAAUGAAUUGGUCAUGAAUGACCCAAAUAUUUUGGCAUUUUUAGUUUGUUGAUUGCAGUCACAAAUUUUUAUUAAAUUGAAUUUGCCCUUGAAAAAAAUGGUCCCUACAAUGUCAAAAUAACAGGUUUUUUUUUUUUUUAUCACAUUUGGUUCCUACAAUGUAAGGUAUACUCACACCCACACACACCUUUGAUUCAGCAAUUAAAUUUUGUUCUCUGUAGAGGACAUAAUGGUUCGGUUCUUAUCUCUCAUACUAUACAUACCACUGUAUUAAGCCCCAUUGUUCCUUAAAGAGGACAGCUAGAG